Neoarius graeffei (lesser salmon catfish) is the source of this 1094-nucleotide messenger RNA. It is a transcript of the gene mrpl2, whose product is annotated as mitochondrial ribosomal protein L2. Gene Ontology annotation, cellular component: ribosome. The transcript has 7 exons. Lineage: Eukaryota; Metazoa; Chordata; Actinopteri; Siluriformes; Ariidae. The coding region runs from base 104 to 1012 and encodes 302 amino acids. Gene Ontology annotation, biological process: cytoplasmic translation. The record is from RefSeq and is a predicted model, not a curated record. Gene Ontology annotation, molecular function: structural constituent of ribosome; RNA binding.
UCUACGACGUCAUCACAGCGCGACGCUUCCCACAGAUGCGCUGCUGACGGGCGCCGUGUGCCGAGGGUUUGCGGAUCAGGCAAGUUGAGGUUCUCGGGGUGAAAUGUCAGUGGUGUCUCUGUGUCGUGCUCUCGGAGCGUUCUCUCUCAGCUCCAGGGUUCUUUCAGCUCCGUUGUGCACUCCUCCUGCUGUGGGAGGUGCAGUGGGCAUGGCCACACUUCUGAGGCCACACGCUGUUCGCUUUUUCACCACCACCAUGCCCCGCCCACAGAACAGGACACUGUGGAAACAGACGGAUAAAUACACGGUCCGGCCAAUCGGAAUGAAGAAGACUGGAGGGAGGGACUACACAGGGAAGAUCCGUAGGCGGGGCAUUGGAGGGGGCCACAAACAGAGGUACAGAAUGAUCGACUUCCACCGCCUGCGCUUUGAACCAGGGAAAGAGAAGGGCACUCAGACCGAGGAGAGAGUGAUCGAAGUGCGCUAUGAUCCCUGCAGGUCAGGUGACAUUGCUCUGGUAGCGGGGGGAAACCAUAAGCGUUGGAUCAUCGCCACAGAAAACAUGCAGGCUGGUGACCUGAUUAAAAGCUCAUCUGUGAUUGGCCGGAUGGCUGUGUUGGCCAAUGAGGGUGAUGCCCACCCACUGGGCGCACUUCCUGUCGGAACUCUGAUCAACAACCUGGAGCUCCAACCAGGGAAAGGAGCGCAGUACAUCCGCGCAGCAGGGACGUGCGGUGUUCUCCUGCGUAAAGUAAAUGGAACUGCUAUCGUUCAGUUGCCUUCCAAACAGCAGAUCCAGGUGUGUGAGACGUGUGUGGCGACGGUGGGCCGUGUUUCAAAUGUAGACCAUAAUAAGCGUGUGAUAGGGAAGGCAGGGAGAAACCGCUGGUUUGGGAUCAGACCCUCGAGUGGACUGUGGAAGAGGAAGGGUGGCUGGGCAGGGCGUAAGAUCAGGCCCCUCCCUGCACUGAAGAGCUACGUUAACCUGCCAUCUGUCUCUGUCCAGCCGUAGUGUGUGUGUGUGUGUGUGUGUGUGUGUGUGUGAGAGAGGUUAAUAAACAGUGGUGUUGUGAGAAUAAAUACAUCUGUACUGA